AUGACCUAAAUAGACAACACCGAUUUUAUCAAAGAACUCAAUGAAAAAUAAGUUUAAGUUUUUUAAAAAUUUAAAGACACAGUUGAGGCACAGUCAUAAACUACAUUCACAGCUCAGAUGUCUGAAGAAAAUAAGAAAUUUUACUUAAAUUAGAACGAAAUUAUCCGCAUUUUAUUAGCACGUGAUUUUGAUCCUAAAAAAUCAUUGGAGAUGUGGAAAAAUUGGGUUUAAUGGAGAGAAUAAAAUAAGCCUGAGACUAUUAAAGAGCAGGAUAUUGUCGAGGAACUUAAAGCAGGAAAAGCUUUCUUGACUGGCGGCUACGAUAUCUAAAAGAAUCCUAUAUUAGUAGCAGUUUUUCGUCGCCAUAUACCAGGAGCUAUACCAAGAGAGACUACUGAAAAAUUCUUUAUUCAUUACUUAGAAGAUGCAUUAAAAAAGGCCAGAUAAACUGGAUCUGGACGUGUAACUAUAUUUGCUGAUAUGGUUGGAUACUCUAAUAAGAAUUUCUCAACUAAAGAUUCAGAUCUCAUUAAAAAGCUUCUCUCUAUAUUGCAAGAUAAUUACCCCGAAAGUUUGGGUAAGCUUAUUGUGUUUAAACCUACUUGGCUAUUUAAAUUUGUUUAUGCAAUCGUUAAGCCCUUCCUCUCCAAACGUACUAAAGAAAAAAUUGUUUUGCUAAAAAAAGAAGAAGAAAUUUUGAAAUACAUUUCAAAAGAAGAGUUGUUGGCUGAAUAUGGAGGUACAAGUACCUUUUAAUAUGCCUAUCCUCCAGGUUCAAAGCCACUGAAUGUUUUAGAAGGAAAGGUAGAAAUAGUAAACGAAAAACCUGAAAAUGGAGAAGAAGCAGAAGUAGAUUAGAAUAUUUUAGAGUGA
Messenger RNA from Tetrahymena thermophila SB210, 873 nucleotides. RefSeq names its product divergent CRAL/TRIO domain protein. Gene Ontology annotation, molecular function: phosphatidylinositol transfer activity. The transcript has a single exon. The record is from RefSeq and is a predicted model, not a curated record. Lineage: Eukaryota; Ciliophora; Oligohymenophorea; Hymenostomatida; Tetrahymenidae.